This is a messenger RNA of Liolophura sinensis, 9132 nucleotides long. Its product is annotated as centrosomal protein of 170 kDa protein B-like. The transcript has 12 exons. The record is from RefSeq and is a predicted model, not a curated record. Bases 2117 to 6583 code for a protein of 1488 amino acids. NCBI's taxonomy places the organism in Eukaryota, Metazoa, Mollusca, Polyplacophora, Chitonida, Chitonidae. Gene Ontology annotation, molecular function: protein binding.
GUUCGAACAUAAUCAUCAUAUCUCCCAGCUCAUUAUGAGCAUAAAAUUAGCACAUAAAUUUUCUUAAAAAAUUAUCAGUUUUUAUGCAUAGAGCAGAUAUUGAUGAUUUUGGACCACUACAUGUACAUCAAGAAAAUGUGAAAUAUACAUUUUAAGUAGGCAGCUACCUUGAAGCAACCGAAGUCCUACUAUCAGAUGUUGUAUGUGCUCAUGUAUGAUGUAUGUUGUUUACAUGUUGCUGUGUGGAUGCUUAUUGUAUUGUCAGUAUUCUACAUGUGAUGUGUGUGAGUGUCUGUAUGUAAUAUACGUCUCUGUCAAACCUCCCAGCUAAACAGGUUCUGGCAGCUAUAUACAGUAGUCAGUGAUGUUCGGUUUACCCAGAACUUUAAUGUGUAAGCAAAACACUUGUCUUGAGAGUGGAUUUUUCAUCUAUACAUAGUACAGAUGAACCAAAUACAUACUUUCACGCACUACAUGUACUUUAUUAAUCACUGAUGAAACAAAGAAUUGUGCAGGACCUUUCAAGAUAAAGUCAUAUAGAGUUACGCAAGUAUUUAUGAUAUAUAGAUAUACUGUAGCUAUAGCUUAUUUUGUAAGACUAGAAUAUCCCUUAAGUAGAGGCAUGUCGGAUUGGAAUCAAGGCAUUUUCCUUAGCCAUUUUGUGGCAUUAAAUGUCAUGGUUUCAGAACUAUAUAUAGUUACUUUUCUUAUAUAGAACAAAAUUUUUUGAAACAAGUGCAAAUUUGCAAUAGCUGCCUGAUACGCUGGUUAGGAUUUUUUGCCUUGCAAGCUCAUUGUUAAGUGAGCAGCUCAUGUUAAAAGAUAGGAGGCCCAUAUUAGCAAAUAGGAUAUAAAAAACCAGCCAAAAGAAUAACGGACUGAGAUCUGCUUAGUCACAACUAAAAAAUUCAGAUUUGCAUUCCAAAAAUUGAAGCCAGUGUUGGCAUGUUAGAUCUGGCAAGAUUCAAUGUGACUGAAGUUUUCAGAUCCCACAUGAAUGAAUGAAUGAAUGAAUGGAUGAAACCUUUAUUUAAAGAGGGUAGAUCUGUCAAAUUUAACAAUUUUCUCUUCCCAGAAGCACUCUAUGACAAUACGUGAACAUUGAACAAGUACAAACAGUAUAUACAAUUUCAUUUUUUUCAGACAUGAAAACAGCCAAUAAUAUAUCACUUCAUAUGUCAGCCUAUAUAAAUUUAUUGGUUGAAAUAAUUUUUCAAAUAAUGGGACUUAAAAGCAGAAAGUGAUGGUGCUGUUUUGAUUAGACAUUCUAAACUAUUUCAAGCAUGACAGCCCACCAUUGUAAUCAUUGUAUCACUAUAUAGAUUACUACAACUCAGCUGAACUCGGCUAAUUAGGCUAAUUUUAACUCUAUUUACAUGCAAUUACUUGUAUGUCUUACAGAGAAGUACACAUUAAUAUGUGACCGGAUACAUGUACAUCCUUACUUCCUAAUUAUAUCACCUGAAGUGCUUACAUGGAAAGCUAUAUGAUAUGUAUUAUUUUAAAAUGCAACAUUACCUGACACGUGUAAUUGAAAUGGAAAGACAUUGCUGUGCCAUUGAUAUGGAAAAAGAAUUCACACAUAAGAUUUUCAUCUUUUACAUGUAUAGAGCUAUUUAGUGAAAAGGCCUUGAAAAAGAUUCAAUGAAGCAUAAAAGGCACAUGAGUGUACAUUAGUGUAGCACAGUUGUAUUGUUUAUUAGGGCUUGAUCCUCUGUUGACCCCAGCAGGAAGGCUAAGUGGAAACUCCUGACACUUUAGUUCAUAACCUCUGCUAACAAUACUGACAUUUACUUAUGAAGCAGGGGUGGUGAGGGGUGAAGUUAAGCCAGUGUGAGAUAGCUAGAUCAGGCUGGGCUGUGGGAUUGAGCACUAAGCACUGGCUCUCCUCACAACCACAGGACUGAACCCGCCUGGUCAGCAAUGGUUCAUUGCCCCUGUUGGUUGCAUAGCUGAGCAGCAGAUCCACCAUACCUGUGGGGUGCAUGUCCACCUCGAUCCAAGGCAACAGGUGGGGCCAGCACAGCUGACCUGUGGCCACCAGCACGACCUGAAUGGCCUGGACGACCCAUCAGGCUACCACACCUGGCCGCGGAAAGGGGAGAAACUUUGCAAGAUGAGACACAUCCAUCAAAAAGAGGGACAGAUUGCGGCUGACCAGACAAACUCCUCGCAGUGCUCAGAUGGGUUACAGGACAGUUGUCAUAGCGCAAUGGAUAGUCAAUCAAUCCAGAGACACUCAGUGUGCACAGCUUCUGAUGCAGAUCCACUGUCUCACUACCCCAGUGACCCUAAGGUCCAAUACCCUGGAGAGCCUAAGGCCCAAUACCCUAGUGCUCUUAGCAAACCUGUGAUGUAUAUAGACAGUGACAAUUCACGGUCUCUGGACUCGGACACUGCCAGGUCCGGCUUCAGUCAGGAUCAUUUGGACAAUGGAGUCAUGCAACCAGAGAGAGACACUAAUAAUGUUAGGAAGAAAGAUAACUUGACAGAUUUAAGGAUUUCCUCAGAUUCAAAAUCAGAAGUAGAUCGUGCUCUGAAAGGGACACCACUGUAUGGUCAGCCUGCAUGGUGGGGAGAGGAUGAGAAGGAAGGACAGGGUACAGAGACUGGGUCCUCGGCACCACAACCCAAAUCCCACUCAGAUGUCAAAUCUGUGGAGUCCACCACAAAACCCGGGGCUGACAUUGACUGGGGUUAUGACCCUCAGAAGUACAAGUCUGACCCUAAGUACAGCCAGCGGUACAUGGAGAUCCCUGCCCGGGACACUGAUCCUGACCUGGAGAGUCCAGUUCAUCCCACGAUGAAUAAUGACUCUGUCCUCUCAAAGGACAGCCUAUCACCAGAUGUCUCUCCUAACCAGGACAAGAGAGAAGUGUCAGUGGAGAAGAGCCUGAGUUCUCAACCAACCACCAAAACACACGACACAAGCGCCAUGGCCUUUACUGUAGAUUUGGGCGAUGAGAAGCCCAGCAAGAAAAUGAACAUGUCUGGAAGCCUUAGUGAAUUUGUGCCUUCUAAGAUUCGUAGAAGUUUUCGGGAGAGAUUAGAGAAGGCCUCCAGUAAGGCUUCUCAGCCAGUGAACAAAGAGGAGCUAAGUCAGAGUGAAGAGAGAGAACACUCGCCAACACGGCAGAAGAAGUUAGAGGACUUGUGGGGUAUGGCUGAGGAGAAGGUCAGUAAGAAACCCAAGACCCCUAGGCAUUCGGCAUCGAAGGCUGGGGGCGAUGGGCGCCUCAGUGGGGAGGAGGAGGGAAGCCUGAGGGAGGAGAAACCAGCACAGAACAACGCCUUGAAGAAAGCCUCAAAACCAUCAGACAGAAAGUCGCCCAAGGAAAGACAACCCUUUGAUUCCUCUACCUUCACAAAAGUAAAGUCUGCAUCUGGUAAGGUGAGGUCUGAGGGUGUGUCAGCUGAUGUGCCUCUGUCAGACCCAGCAAGCUUCCUGAUUGACAAAAUGUUUGAAACCUCCACGUGUAAACAAAGCCGGACAGAACAGGAAAUAAUCCCUCAGGUCACUGAGCAUGCUCUAUAUAAAGAAUCCACCCUCCAUGAUGCUGAGUACGUCCGUAAAUCAUCACGACUACCAAAAGCCCAGCAGGAUUUGGCAUACCUCAAACCUCAGAAAUCUGGACAAGAGCCUUUGGUGGCAGUGAGUAAGGUUAGAGCUCAGCGCGGCAAGGAGAAUGUGAUUGAUGCAGAAGAGGGUGACGAUGUGGGUGAGGAGGUAGAAAAAACGAGUGAGGCGGGAACAUACACGAUUGAGCUUGAUGAAGAGGCACAGGCUGAGGAAGAGGAGCAAGAGGCUCGACAGAGCAUUGACCACAUCUUUGGGAUCUCGCGGGAUGGUCUUAACCGGCCGGUGGUGGAUGAGGGAGAGACUUUCCACCGGAGUGAUGUGAACCACGAUGAUAGUGAGGAGCGGUCGAUGGAGGACCACCUGGAGCAGGUAGAAGAGGACCUGGAUAAGCUGGAGUGGCAGAGGGCAGAUGGUGGUCUGCUGAGCAGCAUGGAGGUGGAGGUAGGCAGUGGCUAUGACAGCAGGCAGCAGCAGUCUACAGACAAGGCCAAGGUGUCAGCACUUGAUGUGCCUCAGACCCUGAUCAAACAGAGAACGUUUCUUAAGGAGAAUGGCAGUCAUUCGUCACCUGAUGGUAAUAAGUCCUCAAGCAGUAAGGACUCCCUCAACUCCAUGUCCCCAUCAGAUCGUCCACCAAGUGGUCAUCAGAAGAAACGCCCAGGAACAGGUAGGAAGUUACCUUCCCUACCCUCAGGUAGUCCCAGAAGUGACCCCAGCCCAAGGCUCAGUGAUAUCGUGCAACGGACUCGUGAUUUCUCUCCCAAGGGAGAGAACUCUGCUGUCAAGAAGGAGAAAUCUGUCACAAUUUCUAGUCAUGUGGUGACUCACAAUGGAAAGAUGGACUCCAGUCGAAGUGGGUCGACUAGUGAUAUUACUCUUACUAAUGUGUCAAGUUUAUCUUCAUCAGAUUUACCUGAGAGGACUGUAAAGACUUCAAAAAGUGAAAGUGCUCGUAGUUUAGCGUCUAUAGACACAGAGAUUCUUCUGCGAGACACAGAGACUGUGAUGGCCGCCAUGGAGGCUAGGAUGGUGUCCAGACGUCAGGCCGAGGAGUGCAAUCAAGACUUCUGUUCAAUUUGUGAUUCAGACACAGAUGUGUCAAGCACUGUGGCAGUGGUAAAUGAGGUGCCUGAAAGCUCUGUGGGCAGGGGGAGGCAGGGAGAUAAACUGGUCAGCCACAGACUCGCCCAGGUCAAAGGUCAGAAGGUUAAACCUAAACCUGUUCAGAAACAGGACUCCACUCCUAAGCUACGCGAGUCGCCGGUCAGUGCGGCUAGUCUGAGUAGGAAGCUGAGCCUCCCGUGUGAUACUGACCGCUCUCUGGUGUCUGACGUUCUUAGUGAUAAUGAUUCUAUCAGCGUGCGCUCAGAUGCCAGCACGGAUUACAGUGAAACCAGUUCACAGCCUUCACGUAAGGGCUCUAAAGGGAAGGGUACUAUAACCAUGACGAGGCCAAAUCGUGCAUUCCAGUUGAGGAGACUGCGGGCAGAGGGCAGUACAGAGUCUCCUGAUAAUACUAAGUCAGACAGCUCCUCUGUGUGUACCAGUACCCCCAAAUCAACAGGCCGCCCGGUCUCUGGGCGCUCCAUAUCCCGACCAAACUCCACAGGGGCUUCAGAUCGCAGCUUAGGGGCAGCCAUUGCAAAGAAAGGCAAACAAAAUGCAGGUAACAGCCAGCAGAACUUCGCACGCACUGACGGCGGCAGGUAUAGCUUACGAUCCACCAAAAGUACCACAUCCACAACCAGCUCUAAAUCAUCAGCCUCGGGCAGCUCUAGCACAACCAAAACAUCAACACCAGAAACGGCACGCAAAAAGGAGCUCCGAGAUCUGAAAUCGCACCUGAAAAACAAGCACGAUUUAACAGUGACAGGUGUGAGCCACAAGAGUAGGUCUCAGCCACCAAGUCGCUCCAACUCACCCAAAACUCAGGAAAGAAAUGCUUGGAAACGGCGGAAAGAGUAUGAUCCAAGGAAAGCAGUGGCUGAGGCCAAGGCCAGUAAAGCGAGAGCAACAAAAGCCUCCUCCAACCCCCCACCAGCUGUUACCAAAACCAAGCGUCCCACCCCUGAAAGAGGUGCCUCCAAGAUGAAUCGCUCAGCCUCAUACACAAACAACGAGGAUUUUAACAAGUUUGGGCGUGAAUCGAUGGGUGACUCCAUGUCAAGUGAUGAUCUUAACAGUGCUCUGCAUGAAGAGGCUGCUGAUAACUUUAAUCAGGCAGGUUUUCAGCGGCCAUUCCGCCCGCGUGGGGCUCAGUCAAUGACCAGUGUACGGGACCACUGCGGUCAUAGUGGGGACGAGAAUAGCAGCUCACUGUCAGAGGAGAGCACGGAUCUCCCUCUAAGUUAUGGUAUGUUAAGUCUGCGUCCUUAUAAGUCGGCCUUCACACCUCCACCCAAAAGCAGGUCUCCGGCCUCACCCCCUCUCUCUCCACCAUUCCGUCGUGCUAACAACUCUCACGAUCUUUACUCUGCCCGGUCCGUGCCGGGAUUGGUCCACAGACACACUGACCUCCACACGCAGUCGUAUGACAAUUUGAUCAUUUCGUCAAUCUACCAGCUGUCUCUGAAGCUGAAGACCUCAACUGAUCGCACCCUGGAGAAACUCAGGGAUAAUAGACGUGUCAGUGGCAGUCCCUCACCAGUAUUUGAACUCAGCAACCAACCAACCAGCGGUGAAAUUCCCGCAUGGAAUGCAGCCAAUCAGGAACUGGCAGCUAUUUUGAAAAAUUUGAGGAAAAUGGACCAUCGUAUGCAGGUGAUCAACAAAGCUCUGUUUCCGGGAGAGGAAGGAGGGACCGAGUCAGCACGACUAACCAGUCGAGAAAAGAAACAGUACCUUCAAGAAAUCCAGAGAAUCCAUGAGCUGGCUGGCUUCCGACCCAUUGAUAACCCAGAACAAGUAUGGAAGAUGCCAGGAGAGGAGGAGACAGAGGACAUUGACGAUAACACCUCAAAUGUUUCGGAAAUUGAGGAUUUUGUGGAUGAGGAGUAUUAUUGACACCGAUGAUCACUUACAGUGGACCUUUUGACUCUUCAGAUUUUUCAUACUUACAGUGUACUUCCUACAGCUUGAUCUAGUCUAGCAAGCUUAUGUCGAUAUACAUAUAUAUAUAUCUCAGUACUCCAAAUCCUCUGUCUGCAGAAUGGUGUGGUUUUGCAUGAAGGUGUAAGGCUGUACGACAGCAGAUAAGCAGGCUUGUUAUGACAGAUGUCCAAGCUCAUUAGGACAGAUGUACAGGCUAACUGUACCAAAUGUCCAGGUUCAUGGUAGCCAGUAUUCAGGCUAACUCCAGCAGAUGUUUGCAAUGAUUACAACAGCUAAGAUGUUAGCUGUUCAGGUGAUUUCCUGACUUGGGUAGAAAUAUGUGCCAACAACAGGUUGUCAGUUGGAUUCCCAGUCAGAUUCCAGUCAGAUUCAGGCAUUGUGCGAUUGAUCACAUAGUGAUGAUGGAUCACAUAGUGAUGAUGAAUCACGUGGCCUGGAUUUGAUGGGAGUGAACUGACUUGUGUUUAUUUAGGCAAAUUGUGUAUACAUAACCAUCAUAGUUGCCGGCCAGAAACUUUUGAUGCAGUCUUCACAUGUAUAAGCCUGGAUAAUGUGUGUGCGACAAAACUGCAAACAUCAUGUAUCACAGGUCUUUGUGUUAACCUUUUGAUUUGUACUCCGCUUUUAUAUACAAUGGUCAGACCCAUGUAAACACUUGUACUUGUAGGUACAUUUCUAGUCUUAGUUCUUCAGUACAUUGGUUUGUCUAGUUACUGCAGCUGUAUCAAGUUCCUGUAUCCGUCCUCUGUACAGAUGUCUAUCAACUCAUCAGUUCAGUGCUCCAAUGUUUUGUGCCUGUCUUAUUUAUAUAUUUAAUAUUUUUUCAUUAUGUCAAGACCUAGGUUAUGUCGCCUUUUUCAUCAGUAUCUGAGCUAGAUCACCAACAUUACUUUUCAUAUUAGUAUUACCAAAUCUAAUAUUAAGGGCUCUCUGGUAUGAAGAUGAGAGGGUUAAAUUGGGUGAUCCACAUGGGUGUAGGCCAUAUUGUCUCUGGGCUGCAUUGCUCUGACUCUAGUUGGAUUCCACAUGCAUUCUAUGCAUAUUCAUCAUGUCACCUCAACACGCAAAGCAUUGGUGCAGAUUCUCCUUACUUGUAUCAUAGUUUAUAAGGAUAGUAUGAUCUGUGUUUGUAGAAAUCUGGCUCAAAGAAUGGUAGAACGUGAAGAAAUACAUAUUUAAUUUUGUCAAAUGCCUAGAUAUUGUUUGUGAUGUGGGGACUAGACAAUAAGAACGAUAGAUUGAUCUCAUUUUGUUUUGUAUAUGAUAAGUUGUACAUCAAAUAGCAUUAUGUAAGAAAGGCUUGUAAAUUAGAUGGUCGUGUUUAUGAAGUGGCUUAGCUUCAGGUUGUGAUAUAUUGCUUCACCCUGUGUAUAUACAUGUAAUGUGAAGCUAAAUUUGUAGUGGGAAGCUUGUGUAUAAUGAACAUGAAGUAAGCUUAUUGCAAAGAUGGGAUGUACUUUUUUGCCUUUGGUGCUUUUCAGAAGCUGUUUAUUGAUUCGUGCCGUCACUGGGGAUAGUGACUCUGAUAUUGUUGAAUAACAUUUACAACAGGGUCUGUUUAGUUUGUCUGACUUUAAAUAUGGAAGUGAGCCAUGUUAUAGAACACUCUAGCUCAUAGAGCAUCAUGCACUAUUUUGACACCACAUAUACAUGUAUGAUCAACAAUUAACUGUCACUUUGGAUGAUCUUAGGCUAGUACCUUCUUGUAUCGUAGAUGCCUUUUGAUUCUUGUAAAUCCCUCAGUGGUACUAAGUUUAACAUGUAGAAUGUACUGUGUACCGGUAACAAAGACCUACUUAAGUGUCAAAACCCUGCAAGCGAAACUCUCCACUAAUCACAAAUUCUGUUUUACAGGGUAGAUUGUUUCUCUGUUGCCAGUUGCCAUGUUUAUCAGUGAUAUUCUAUACCUCAUUUUGUGUUUUUCUUUAAAUUUCCUUACAUUUCCAAAUCAUAUCACAAAGGUCAUAUAAGAACUUACAGACACCUUCAUAAAGCUCACAGGAUUUACCGGUUUCUUUCAGCGUAGAAUGGAAAAUGUUAUUAGAUGGCAUAAUUUACACUUCCCGUUUGUCAACAAAUUCAUACAUUUACCUCUUUUAUUACAUAUUUCAGGUCGGAUACAAAUACUGUUAUUGAAUGCCUUUGAGAUAUUCACUGCAGUUUGCCAUUUCGCAGAUAAAUAAAUUAGAAUUUUUGUGUUUAUAGUGAAGCAAUGUAUGACACAUCAGUUGUGUUUCAUGUGUGGCUUUGAGCUAGAUCCCUUUGACAGAGCUUUUUCUGUGAGAUUCCUCCACCACUAGGACUGGUCAGCAUUUCUGAGCUGUGUGAAACUUGACAUUAGCCUGGCUGAUAUUCAGACACUGAUCUACUGACAUUACUUGGGUGUGCGUGGCAUACCAGUAUAUCGUCACAACUACCCCGAACAAGACCUCUGCCGUAACAAAUUAUUUAUUACAAUCUGAUGGUAAUGCAUCCAAUAAAACCAUUUGCUUUGGAAAAAA